AUGUACUCGUACCACGUUAAAGAAAUGGUUUAUGUGAGCUCGUGCAGGAAGACUUUACUGAAAUUUGGAGUGCUCUUAGUUCUUCUAUCAAUGAUUGUAACUGUUUCAAUACUUCCACAGCUUUUAAACAAGGACGUGAAUUUGUUUCCUAGGCAUGCAAGAUUCCCAACAGAUCUGAAAUAUAUUCUUUUUUGGACUCCACUGAGUAACAGCAAAAAUUCCGAUCACGGGUCAAGUCCAAAGUAUCCUAUUGGCCAAAAUAUUUUUAUCAAACAAAAUUGUCCUUACAUAAAUUGUUAUUUAACUUAUAACAAAUCAUUAUUGAAAAGAGAACAAGACUUCGAUGCUAUUAUAUUCAAUGGUGAAGAUAUUAAUAAGUAUGAUAAAGAAGAUUUACAAUUAAGAAGAUCACAAUACCAAAAAUAUAUUUUCAAGUCCUUAGAAAGUUCCGAAAAAAAUCCAGUUUGCGAUCCAAUGUAUGAUGAUUUUUUCAAUUGGACAUGGACAUACAAACUUGAUUCUGAUAUACCUUCUCCUUUUUUCAAUAUAUAUGAUGAUAAAAAUAAAUUAGUGGGGCCAAAGAAAGAUAUGAAAUGGGUGGAAAAGAUGAAACAUAAUGACAGAUAUAAAAGCUUAAUCAAAAAUAAAGACAAAGCGGUAAUGUGGAUCAUACCAAAAUGCAAAGUGAAAAACAAACAUCAAGACUUCAUUAGAGAAUUGAAAGAUGAGUUGAAAUCAUACAACUACACGAUCGAUACGUAUGGAACUUGUGGUAAAAAUAAAUGCCCCGAAGGCAAGAUCUCCAAAUGCUAUAAAAUAAUGGAGAAGCGUUACUUUUUCCAGUUGGAUUUUGAAGAGACUUUCGCAGAAGAUUAUAUAAACGAAAGAAUAGUAAAAACUCUAACACAUCUUGCAAUCCCUAUUGUAUUGGGUGGUGCGGAUUACACUAGAUUUCUUCCUCCCGGAUCAUAUAUUAACACACAAAUAUUCGACAUGAAGAAAUUAUGCGCUAUCAUAGACUAUCUGAUCAAAAAUCCUAACAUGUACGAAUACUUCUUCGACUGGAAGAACCAUUACUAUUAUGCUCCGAAAUCUAAGUCUUAUAUUUGUGAUUUGUGUAGUAAACUUAACAAUAAUAGUGCGGUUAAGAAAUCUUAUGCGGAAUUCCGACAAUGGUGGAACCCCGACUAUAAAGAUGCUUGCCAACGGAUGCAGUUGUUGAGUUUGUUUAGGAAUAAAUAG
Messenger RNA from Manduca sexta (tobacco hornworm), 1242 nucleotides. RefSeq names its product alpha-(1,3)-fucosyltransferase C-like. The record is from RefSeq and is a predicted model, not a curated record. Lineage: Eukaryota; Metazoa; Arthropoda; Insecta; Lepidoptera; Sphingidae. The coding region runs from base 1 to 1242 and encodes 413 amino acids. Gene Ontology annotation, molecular function: alpha-(1->3)-fucosyltransferase activity. Gene Ontology annotation, cellular component: membrane. The transcript is spliced from 2 exons.